GGCGCGCGCCAGCCGCAUCCCAACCUUUCAUAUUAUUUUACAUUACGUGUUUCGUUUCGCGCGUACACUUUGGACCGCGGUAGUUGAACGGCGCGGGAUGUGGAAAUUGUGAAACAAAAAAAAAAAACGUCGGACAAUUUUUUACGAGAAACCAAAAAAUUAUAAUAAUCCAUUUAUAAAAAUGAGAGGGAACGUGAAAAAUAAAAUUUUCGAUGCAACAAUAAAAAAAGAUAAAUAAUAUUUCGAUAAAACUUAAAAAAAAAUCGAUUCAAACGAAAUAAAGAAAAGUAUUCGUUGAUUGAUUAAACUAAACCGCAACUAGACGCAGUUCAAACUAGAUCAGUUUUUGUUUACAUUCUAAUUUUUAUAGCAAACAAAAAACUGUUUUCUUUUGUUGUUUUUCGUUAAUUUCGAUUCGCGCGCGCGUUAUGUUCUGUUUGAAUCUUUAACUAACUGCACGAGAUACGGAGAACAGAGUGUGAAGAUUAGAGAAGAUGGCGCUUGCUUCUUCUGUCAGUCUUUACUAUUCGAUAGUACAACGGGCGGCCCGGCAUUACUUGGAAGACUAUUGUCACACUGAUACGGCAGCACCGUACGUGUUAUACAAGGAUGGCGUUGAACGAGCUCCACCGGGCACACAGUGGGGCGGUGGAGUUCUGGACGGCGGCUACCAGCCCAUGCAACACCAGAGCCCUGGUGGACCGUCCCCUCAGCCCGAACCGCAGUUAGCCUCUCCUGCGCCCUCGCCCUAUCCACCGGCUCCUCCACCGCCGGACCCGACCGCGGCAGCAGAAGAUGCAGCACAACAACUAGCUCAGCAACAAGCCCAGCAGCAGGCUCAACAACAACAGCAGCAGCAGCAGCAACAGCAGACGUCACCUGAACACAUGCAAGUUGAUCAACAACUACAGUCGCAGCCCCAACCGCAGCCUCCGCCGCAAGACCACCUUGAUCGAUCACCGUGCUUCAUCCCGCAGCCCGAUCUACAGCAACAGUAUACACCGUACUUCAAAGAGACCAGACCGGCCAGUCAUAUGCUGAGUACCGGCGGCUUUCCGCUGCACUAUUUAAAACAAAACGGUGGCGUCUUAUCUUUGGAGGGUCCGCUCGAUCAAUACGGAGCGCCAGACCUCCGCCAUUUGCCUGACAUAGUUCAACCUGAACCUCCAAAGCCAAGGAAACACAACCCUAACUCAGAACUACGGCUGUUCAAGUGCUUGACAUGUGGAAAAGACUUUAAACAGAAGUCGACUCUGCUUCAGCACGAGCGGAUCCAUACGGACUCGAGACCAUACGGGUGUCCAGAGUGCGGCAAGCGGUUCCGGCAGCAGUCUCAUCUGACGCAGCACCUGCGCAUCCACGCCAACGAGAAGCCGUACGCAUGCGUCUACUGCCCGCGCUCGUUCCGGCAGCGCGCCAUCCUCAACCAGCACCUGCGCAUCCAUUCCGGUGAGAAGCCAUAUUCGUGCGGCGAGUGCGGCAAACAUUUCCGCCAGAAGGCCAUCCUGAACCAGCACGUCCGAACACACCAAGAUGUAUCACCGCAUCUGAUAUUCAAGAACGGCACCACGCCGACUCUGUGGCCUCAGGAUGUACCGUUUCCUCCCGACGAGAACAAGGAAGAGAUCCAGUCGACUUUUGGAGAUGCCGACGGGCAGAAUGGAGAACAGCGAGGCUCAUGUUUCUCACCGGGUGACACCGCUCAAUAUCCCGCCUACUUCAAAGAUACGAAAGGCCUUAAUCAUACUGUGUUUGGGUCGGGUUUAUCGUUGCAAUAUUUAAAAGGAGGAAAGCUUCCAGAUGUCCUCGGCGGCCGCGCGAUGCCUCUCUACGUACGUUGUCCUAUCUGUCAGAAAGAGUUCAAACAGAAGUCGACUCUUCUUCAACACGGCUGCAUUCACAUUGAAUCCCGACCAUAUCCGUGCCCUGAAUGCGGCAAACGAUUCAGGCAGCAAUCUCAUCUGACUCAGCAUCUGCGAAUCCACACAAACGAGAAGCCAUAUGGCUGUAUUUAUUGUCCACGUUUCUUCCGACAACGUACCAUUCUCAACCAGCACCUGCGCAUUCACACCGGAGAGAAACCCUAUAAGUGCACGCAAUGCGGAAAGGAUUUCAGGCAAAAAGCAAUUCUAGAUCAACACACGCGAACUCAUCAAGGCGAUCGGCCGUUCUGCUGCCCAAUGCCGAACUGUCGGCGGCGGUUUGCCACCGAACCGGAGGUGAAGAAGCACAUCGACAACCACAUGAACCCGCACGCAACAAAGGCGCGUCGGGCAGACACAUCGAAGACGCCCCGCCCGCUGCCGCCAGCCGCCGCCGUGGUCAAACCAGAGCUGUACUUCCCGCAGUGCUACGCGCCACCGUUCCAGCAAUUCCCGACGAGCGGAGAGUUCAAGCCGGCGGUGGGCGGCGCGUGUCUGCCGGCGCAGUGACCGGCGGCCGGCCCGCGCUGGCACACGGCGCCGCCUGAGCUGUACGGCGAGCGCCUGUACAACUGAGCGGGCCUCCCAGUACGCGAGUCGCCAGCACGAGCUCCGGUCGCGAUCGUUUUCGUGACCAUGUAACAUAAGUACCUACAUAAUCCGGAUCGCCGUAACAUGAGCUUCGAUCUAUAUUGUCGACCGUUCUGAAUGCUCCGUCGAGGAACUGUCGUCGGACGGUCGAAAUCUCGUUACCGUCUGAACUGAGUAUAGUUAGCGUUUUCGCUCCGUAAUCGUUAAGUUACCAAGUAAGAAUUAGUUUUCUUGAUGAUUCUCGAUCGAAAUUUUCAAUAUAAGAUAUUCGGAUCGAACCAGAAUUUAGGAUUUAAAAACUUUGUUGAAAUGUUACAACUAAGAAUUGAUCUUUUACCACGUAACAAUAUUUCGCGAUGAAUGUCUCGGGCGCGACCGCGCCGCCUUUGUAUAUUGUAUACAAUUCGUAGUUUUAUUGUAUUAAGUUAAUUUUGUUUAAGGAUAAUGAAUUUUAAGAGCUGGCAAUUAGAAACGAGGUAAAGUAAAUUAAAUUACAUAAUUAUGCUCAAAGACGUCAAAAAAUAACGAUUUUAAAAGCGUAGCUUUAAUCUUUUAAAACUUUUUUCGAAUAACGUGAGAACGGCACAAUGGAUACAAACCAAAAACUUAGGUUACCUUUUGCCAUCGACAAUAUUUUUUUAGUACUUAAACAUCUCACAAGUUUGUGUCGCCUUAGUUUUUAUUUAUCUAGAUGAGAUUAAACUGAAACGUCUUAUACGUAGGUGCCAAAUAGAUUAGCGUUUUAAAUUUUUCUACCAGUUUCGUUUAUUGUUAGGUUGUUACCAGUUUUUUCCAAGAGAUAUUGACAAUUGGGAUGCAUUUAUCGGAAUGGGUCAGACUGAGAAAGGACUGUGAUAGGUAGGUUAGGUGUCAAUUCGCUCACUUAGCGUUAAAAUUUCGUAUUAAUCAAGACGAAAUAUGUCCGAUAUUUCUUUGUUUUUGAAUGAAUGGUAUAAUUGGAUUUUUGGUAUAAUUGGACGACGGACUCAAAAUUUAAAUUGUUUUUUUUUUUAAAGUCCGCGGCUCUACGCUGACAAUUUUCUCUUAUUUGACUGAUUUGAAGAUAAUGAAAUACGAGUGAGAUUAGAAGAAUUUUUACCAAUUAGGGAACGUGUGUGAUGUCGCAAAGUGCUUUGUCGUAGUUUCAUCAGGGGAACGAAGGAAUGCCAGAGUAAAUGUUAUUUCUAAUUGUAACUUAGUGUAACCACGUCUCGAAUUACCAAGCAAUUCGAUCAUUCAUCGCGAAAUAAAUUAGUAAUAGGAAUUAUAAAGAUAUAAAUGUGAGUUUGUAUUUAAUUGUGGUCGGUUCGUCGCCCGGUGCACAAAGCGUCCUACGACACAUCGCGUCCGCACGUAAUGUAGAUUCAUAAUAAUUCAGAUGAUUUGUAUACGAUAUUCAGGAUAUAUGAUAUAGCUGACAAAGUGAUAUAUGAGAUAUAUCUGUUUUGUUGAAAAUAUCGCUUCCGUGAAACACCUCCGCAGUCUCCUAGACUAUAAACAGGGGAGCGAGAGGACGACGACCCGACUCACUUUUGACGUUUUAACAUCUCCAUUCGUAUGUAACCGAACUCCGAAGACAAGACGUACAUUUUAAGAUACCUAUAGCUUUUUUUUACUAUAUUAAUGUGAUGGUUUCGUUUUCCUAACGCAUAAUAUGAAAUGUUAAUGAUAAUCGUAAUAGUUUGCUGAAUUUGUGGGAGUCACAUUCAUACCAUUUUAUUAAUCAUCACUUAACAGCCUGGCCACGGGACAUUCGCCGAUGCGAAUAUUCGCGCGGUGCGAACGGCGAAGCGUCUAGCGACUAAAACAAGCGCAUAGAAAUGUACCUAACAAGCCACGCGCACCGGCGACCGGCGAAGCGACCGGCGAAAUGUACCGAGCGAAUCGCGCGAUGCGGCGGGCGAGCAAAACAAAUGCAUGAAUACGGACGGCGCGAGCCACGGAGUCGAGCGGUAGUCGCGGCGAAUAGUGCAGUGAUUAAAUGAGUUUAGUUGUUUUCGCCGCGAAAAAUUAACGCCGAAAUUUUUAUAUUUUUUAUUUAUUUUUUAUUUUAUAUUUUUAAAGUCGUCGUGGCCUAACGGACGUCCGGUGCAAUCGUGUUGAGCGAUGCACCGGUGUUCGAAUAUCAGGCGGGUACCAAUUUUUGUAAUGAAAUACGUACUCAACAAAUGUUCACGAUUGAUUUCCACGGUGAAGGAAUAACAUCGUGUGAUAAAAAUGAAAUCUUCAAAAUAAUAAUUUGCGUAAUUACUGGUGGUAGGACCUCUUGUGAGUCUACACGGGUGGGUACUACCACCCUGCCUAUUUCUGCCGUGAAGUAGUAAUGCGUUUCGGUUUGAAGGGUGAGGCAGCCAUUAUAACUAUACUUGAGACCUUAGAACUUAUAUCUCAAGGUGGUUGGCGCAUUUACGUUGUGGAUGUCUAUGGGCUCCAGUAACCACUUAACACAAGGUGGGCUGUGAGCUCGUCCACCCAUCUAAGCAAUAAAAAAAUAAAAUAGCUGAAAUACUAGCUAGACCAGCUAUUUGGAAGUCUAGCCACCCAAAGUAUUUCUCGUACUUCUUGUGGAAUUCUCCAUCUAUAGGUAUACUCCGAUUCUUAUUCAAAUCAUGUACUUCACAAUCUUUUCCAAAUAAUAGGUCCUGAACCAAAAAACUAUUAAUUUGUAAGCAAUAUCGAGAUAAUUUCGAUAUAGACAUUUCGCUGUCGGACUUCCUUACUAGUCGCGGCGGCGAACGUGAGUACCCGUGGCCUGCAAACGGUGUUGCGCGAAUGGUCGCCUCGCCCACCGCUUCGCUGUUCGCACCGCCGAUCCCCGUGGCCAGGCCGUAACGCAAGUGAAAACUUUGUGUUGGUUGUUUUUAUUUUUAUUUAGUAACAAAAUAUUGUUUCUCAAAGAAUUUAAUCAUUAGACAGUUAUGAAAAUUUGACGUUUGGCAGUUGUGAUUUGUCGCUCGACGACGGAUUCACAACUGUGAAGCCACAAUUAGAAUUUUUGUUACCGUUUCAGUUUCCUAUCAAACUUUCGGGAGGUUUACAAAAAAAGAGAUGAAAUUACAUCGUUAAAUUGAAUUAGAAGCAGUUAUAUUCCGUGACUGAUGUGGUCCACAUAUUCAGUACUUGUGAUCCUCCAUUGGUAGCGCACGUCCAAUCCGACUUCCGACCGCACACAAUAUAUUCCUUUUCCUUUAUAUUUUAUAUACAAAUCGAGCAGCCUUAAAUAAUAAAUAGAUUGUAAGUAUUUUUAUACAAACAUGAAAGUUUUUCUAUAUACACCGGUCGGAUUGGACGCGACGUGCCUUAGUACAAAGUUUGAAUACAUAUUAUACAGUAUACAGUGCCAUAGCCACGAGAUGACCUCAGAUUUUUAUCAGAGUUUUAUACCAAUACAAAUGGAUUUAAUUUUAAAUAUAAAACAAAGGUGAUUUAGUAUACAGAGAUUAAAGAUGAUAUUUUAUACAAUUAUUACAUACAUUACUAAAUGGUAUAUGUGAAAUAGGCUUAAAUUUAGUAUAUUAAUGGCGACGUGCUGCUUUUUAUUAUUAUUAUUAACGCGUAUGACUAGGUACUGUAAUAUCGACUUGGUAAUGUUUUCGUCGAUCUUGCGAGAUCUAAAGCGUUUUAAGAGGGGCACGUUUACAUAGUACGGAACUCCUUGGAUAGUUCAAUUUUCAGCUGGUUAUUGUAAAUACAUAUCAUUGAGAAAAUCCGAGGCAGUGUUGCAAAUAAAAGCAGUCUAACCCUGAAUCUUAUUUUAAAUAUAUUUAAAAUUGAAAUUUGUCGUUUUCUCUCAAAAUUUCAUAGAAAAUUUUUGAUAAUGUAAAUUAUGAUUGUAGGCAAUAUUUUUUUUAUAAUAUAAGAACAGAAUAAGACAUAAUUCAAGUUUUCGGUAGUAAUCUCUGGCUGUUCUGUUUUAUAUUGCUCACUGUUUUGUUAAGUUUUGCUCAAUUAUACAUAUAUGUAUUUAGAACCUACUUAAUUAUGCGUUUAAUUGUAUUUUACGUAAAAAAAAAUUGUAAUUUUUUACAUUUUUAGAAAGAGCACGGUUUUGCUUUUCUUGUCUAUAUGUAUUUUUACGUUGUCUAUGGUUAAAGCGGUCGUUAUUAAAAAUGUAAUAAUCUACAAUAAAUUAAGUGAAUUGGGCGUUAUAGUUGGGAAAUGCGGAAUAAAUGUUGCUUAUGACAACGUGCCGUCCAAUUUGUCGGGAGCUACUUUAAUCCGCAUACUCUAGGUCAGGCCUGGGCAAAUGGCGGCCCGCGGUAGAAUUUUGUCUGGCCCUUGAAGCAUUGUAUAUAUUAUUAUUAAAAACACAAAUAUUAGUUUUUGUCUAACAUAAAUUGGUGCAUAAUUUUUUUUAGAUAAGAUAUUAAGCAAUACGGAUACACAUUAUCAGGGCCGGUGGGAGCCAAAAUUUUCUCCCAGACAACCGCUCUUUUCAGCGCCUCCUAUUCGAAAAUAUAAUUAUGAUAAUAGAACAAUUACAGUAUGUAUAACAGUCGCACAAUAUCAAAAUUAGAAAAAAAACUGUAUGGCCCGAGGUCAAAUUUUCAUCUGCAAUGUGGCCCGACUAUCAAAAUAUUUGCCCACCCCUGCUCUAGGUCUAUACUACAAAUUUUGUUUAUAUAGAUCGAAACAAUGCAAAAUUGAUUUCUGUAUCAUUUUAUUUAUCAUAUUAAGAAUCAAUAAGAUUGCCGAUUCUUGUCAUUUAAAUGAAUUGUCAAACAAUGAACUUAGUUUCUUCAAAUGGAAACUACUCAUUCACACAAAAAAAGCUAUUCAUAGUAAAAUAUAUUAACCACGACGUUGAUAAGCUUAAGUUUUCUUUGUUUACAUAUUUAAGAACGAAAGGAGAGAUUAAGAUUGCAAUACUUAAGAAAUUUAACAACAUACUUUUCUUCAAGAUGUAUUUUGUAUUAAAUACAAUGGAACUUGCAAUAUAAUAAGCGAAGCUUGUAAAAUAACGGUCGGUUAGCUGCAAUUGAAGAGAAAAAAUAAUUAAAAAUCAACAGAGAUGAGAGUUCUCUUGCCGAUGCAUUAUCGAAUGCAAAUUCCUUUAUUUAAUAACGCAUUUAUUCGUGAUCUCAUUUAGUGAAACGAACUAAACAUGUCAUAAAUCGCUACUUAGUUUGCUGAAAGAAAUAUAUUAUUGACUAUUGAAAUUAUGUAUGUCAAUUCUGCAAGAAAGGUAGAAGGUGAUUACGAUAAUCCAUGUUUCGCUGGGACUCUAAUUUUACUGCAGCUUGUCCUCUGAGAUGGUGGAGUUUACUAUGACACUAUACCCUAGGCUUAUUUGCACAGGCUGGUAAUGGUACCAGCUGGAACUCACUAAAGGGUAUUCAUUACGAUGGCGCAAUGAAUAACCUUUAGGGAGUUCGGUUUUAAGUAACCUCCCUAACUGAUACGAUCCGCAAACAGAGAGAUGGCAGACACUAAAUCGGCGAUUUUUAAACAUACCAAAAAUGUUUGAGCAUUUCGGAAUUAGUUCGAUCCAAACAGCAUACGUUAUUUUGAUUUAAAACCUUCACAGGUAGGUAUGAGGAUUUACAAAACAUACUACCGGGAUAACUGUUUAUAAUUAAUUAUCUGUACUAAGCUAAUGCAGUUGCGUUGCACCACAAAAAAUGUAAUACCGAUAUUCUUGUAAUUGUUUCAGCGCUAAAGUUUUAAAUCGGUCACAUUUUACUACACAUUAAUAUUAUAAAUAGUUAAUUUACAAGGUUAACGAUAAUUCAAAUAUGUACCUACAAUUUUUUUUUUUUCGUUAUGCCGGCCACUGACAUGCGCGCAAACAUUCGUACAUUGUACGAAUGUUUGCGCGCAUGUGAAGGGCUGUCAAACAUUCAUUCGCAAACCUAGCGGCUGUGCAAAUGGGUUCGCAUACUCAAUUUGCGAACCCGUUUGCGCUUCCUCCUACACUUGUUUACGAAUGUCUCACGAAUUUCUCCUCCUUUUUAAUUCGUCAAUAGAACAUUGAAAAGAAAAAGAGUUUUGAAUUCUUUCCCAGACAUCAUUAACAGCCAUGCUGUUUUUAUGGGAUUUCUUUUGAUGAAGAUACAUACGCUACACAGUAGACGUCACGAACUAUGAAAAUGGCGAUACGUCCGUUACCUUCGCAAUCGUCGGCGCAACUGGGCAAGCGAAUGUGUGGGAGACUACGCGAAGGUUCGAGGUUCGCGCGCUUUGAUGUAUGUUAAAAAACCGACACAGCUUAGAAAACCACGAAUGCAGCGAAAACUUUGCAUAAUCAUUCGCAAAUGUCGUCCUACACUUGCGGGUUUGCGUAUUCGUGCGCAUGAGAGUGACCGGUGUUAUGCGUCCGAGAAAUGUGUAAAUUUCACAGAUAUUUGCUAUUUUUCUCGACGUCCUUUAAAUAAACAAUUUUGUGCAACGCAACUGAAAAAUAAAUAUUUUUGUUUUUUAUGUCAAAUUAUCACAGGAAUAUCUCAUUGCAGGAAUAGUACCACGCAUGAUAUGACCUUAGGAAUAAACAUUUUUAUUUUAUAUUGAGUUGGCUACUAAUUAGCUUUUGUGUCUUCCAUUAAUUACGCUGUAAUCAUGAACGGCUUGCAAAACCCAAAGCUUAUUAUUACUGUGACCAAAAAUUUAAAAUCACAGUUUUAUUUUGGUUUUGCAAGAAGUCAUUUAUUUCAGUUAAUGUGUAUUUUUUGUUUGUUUUAUAUCUAUGUUAACGUUAAAAGGUGUUUAUACUGCAGUUACUGUAGUAACAGUGCAAUACACUACAAUUAUUUUAUUGCAUCUAAUGAUUUUAACCAUUUUUAUUUUAACGGAUAAUUGGUAGCCAACACGUGAAUGGCCUAUUUAAUUUUCCUUUUAUAAUCUAAGUACAUAUAUCUGCAACAACCUGUUGUAAACACUGCCACACUCGCCAACCGCUGUCAAAGUUACAACAGAUUAUAAAAAUAUUUUUUUCUUUAUAUGACAAUAGAAAGACUUGUUGAAACAGUUCCACAGUAAAAUAAGUGUUGAAUUUUUAUAAAGAUGAACAUAUUUAGAUUUAAAAUGAUCUUGUAGUCUGGAUUGAGUUUUAAACAGAUUUUAUUGUGUGCAUACUUUUUUUUUUAAAUAAAAUACAUAAAUGAAACCGCGUCGUCUGUUAAGCUUAUUUUUGCUACAGUUUAAUACAAUACAGUUUUACUUAUACAAUGAAAUACAGUAGAGAGAUUAUAUACAAUAUACAACAGUUAUACAUACAUGAUUAUCUUUAUUAUACAGAUGUUUCGUUUUUCUGAUGACAGCUUCGCAGGCGACGUCGCUUCAAAGCAAUUGAUUUCAUUAAAUGGGUGCUGUUAUAUCAUUGAUUGUAGAUACAUAUUUAUUGUAAUAUACAAACAAUAGACUGGUAAUUUUUACAAUGUUGUUAGGUUUCUAUAGAAUUAUAAAUAAUGAAGUUGUAAAGAAUUUAAUACCUAAUGAGUUUCUGUACACAGUAGGUACAUAGGAUUUUAAAAGUUAAUUUUAUGAGUUGCCAGUGUUUUUACCAGUCUUCCAUGUGGUAGGGCCAUUGAUCAGUGGAAUUAAAGGUUAAAUAUUAUUUAUAUAUAUUUUUGAUUUUCUACGUAACACUGUUUCCGUGAAGUGGCCUAAAAUGUAUGAAUUCUUUACAACUUCAAACCGGAUGUUACAAUAGAAGUAUAUUUUCUUACAUUCAUACAUGAAGUGCAGAGAAGUCGUGAUUCAAAUAUAUGAAAUUCAUUUUAGACAAUCCCAGAAUACAAGAUCGAACUUUUUACACACAACAAUAGGCAAACGGAUUUUACGUUUUCUUUUCCUUUCCAAGUUUUUCUCCUUAUUUUACCACGAUUUACCAAAACAAAAAGCAGUUGGUUGCGAUACGGUCACAGAUCCAGGCGACGAUAAAUUUAUAAUGUUGGCAUUUAUGUAAUCAAGAAAAAAAAUCAUUAUUGUAAAUAUUUUUUCUAGUUCUUCCAAAUCGAAAAUAUUAUCAGUAUUAAAUACAAAAUUCAACUUUGGUUAAGUCAAAAAGUGUACGUGUGAUCUGUAAUAAAAAAUGCAUUAUAAUUCUCGGUGUAACCUAUAAAAAUUUAGAUGUUUUUUUUAUUUUCACGAUUUUUUUUAAAUGCUUUAGAUUGUAUUACAUACUUUUAACUUUUAUUAUAAUGAUCUUGCCUUUUGCAUUUACUUUAGUUACGUAUGAUAUGUUUGAAGUUUUCAUUUUACCAUCGUAUUUAUGUAUAUUAUUAUUAUUAUAUUAAGGGUUUUGUUUGUUUUUUUAAUUAUUAUUAUUAUGUCAUUUAAUAGAAGUAAAAUGUUGUAAAAAGUAAGCUCGUUGUAUUUUAUCAAAUAAACACUUUUUAGUCCAACUGAAGCAAUAAAA
Messenger RNA from Bombyx mori (domestic silkworm), 10869 nucleotides. It is a transcript of the gene jim, whose product is annotated as zinc finger protein 774. The transcript is spliced from 3 exons. Gene Ontology annotation, molecular function: DNA-binding transcription factor activity, RNA polymerase II-specific; RNA polymerase II cis-regulatory region sequence-specific DNA binding. Lineage: Eukaryota; Metazoa; Arthropoda; Insecta; Lepidoptera; Bombycidae. Gene Ontology annotation, biological process: regulation of DNA-templated transcription. Bases 495 to 2432 code for a protein of 645 amino acids. The record is from RefSeq and is a predicted model, not a curated record.